Racocetra persica is the source of this 171-nucleotide messenger RNA. NCBI's taxonomy places the organism in Eukaryota, Fungi, Glomeromycota, Glomeromycetes, Diversisporales, Gigasporaceae. The record is from the annotation of a GenBank genome assembly.
CAUCAUUUGUCUGAUCCCAUAAUUUUAAGCGAAAUCGUUGAAUUACUUGUCAUAGUAUUGGCAUAUAGACUUUUACAAAAUAUUUCUUUUCAAGAGUUUUACGAAUUUGUUGGGGGCUACAAUUCAUCUUUGUUACAAAGAACUCAAUAUCAUCAGUCAUCUCCUUUGUGA